Molecule: messenger RNA, 1166 nt
Organism: Bolinopsis microptera
Lineage: Eukaryota; Metazoa; Ctenophora; Tentaculata; Lobata; Bolinopsidae
Product: proteasome subunit beta type-4-like
Exons: 8
Coding region: 49-822 (257 amino acids)
Cellular component (GO): proteasome core complex
Source: RefSeq, a predicted model, not a curated record
AGUUUUAAACUAAUUACAACACUACAAAUAUAUUACAUUUAUUGAGAUAUGGCGGGAAUGUACUCAACACACAUGCAUCUGCCAAGAAUGGUGGACAUGAAAGAGAAGGUGGCAGAAUUUUGGCAGGAAGAAGCAGCUCUCUCAGGACCUAGGAAACAUACUUUGCAACCUAUUGUAACAGGUACAUCCGUGCUGGGUAUAAUGUGUACUGAUGGUGUGGUGAUUGCAGCUGACACUCUCGGGUCCUAUGGUUCUCUUGCCCGUUUUAGGGAUAUUAGCAGGUUGAUGAAAGUGAAUGAUAGUACCAUUAUUGGUGGAUUUGGAGACUAUGCAGACUUUCAGUUCAUAAUGAAGUUACUGGAACAGCAGACUAUUGAUGAUGAUGUUGUCGGUGAUGGAGUAUACAGAGAUGCACCCUCUAUACACAACUGGUUACGUUGUGUGUUAUAUAACAGAAGAAGUAAGAUGAACCCUCUGUGGAACACCAUAGUUGUGGCUGGCAGAGAUUACUCAGGUAAGCCCUACCUGGGAUACGUGGAUAAGAUCGGUGUCUCAUUUACAGAUAAAAGUGUAGCUACAGGCUUUGGCUCCUACAUUGCUCAACCAAUGAUGAGAAAAGCUAUGGAAGAGAAUCCUAAUAUGAAUGUUGAGGAAGGUAAAAGACUGAUGGCACGGUGUCUUAAGGUUCUCUUCUACCGAGAUUGUCGGUCCCUUAACAGAUUCCAAAUUGGAGUGGUCACUGGAGCGGACAGCUCAAUCUCAGAGCCAAUAUCUGCUGAAACAGACUGGAGUAUCGGAGCUAACCCUUCGGGAUACGAGUAAACCAAACAUUCCAAACGUUCCAAACCAAGCAUUCCUGUAGUUCAAGAGAGGGCUUCUGUCAGAAUAGUCACGUUUUUGUGACGAACCGCAGUUAUGUAAGCUCAUCAUGACCCACUUUCUGGAGACAUUUAAAAUAGCACCUUUUGUACGUGGAGGAAUAUUAUUUGUUAACGGGGUUUGGAUGGUGGACUAGAAUUUGUAGGUGCUGUCUAUUAUGUAAUCCUCCCUCCUUCUUGCAGUAUUGAUAAACUAACGUAGAGUUUUAUAAGAUUGUGGCUGGGACCAUGAAUGUUUCUUAUUUGAAAAUCAUGUAUUAUGUUAUAAUACUAUAUAUUGUAAAUCAA